This is a messenger RNA of Salvelinus sp. IW2-2015, 1514 nucleotides long. The record is from RefSeq and is a predicted model, not a curated record. NCBI's taxonomy places the organism in Eukaryota, Metazoa, Chordata, Actinopteri, Salmoniformes, Salmonidae.
GGAGAGUUACAGAGGAAGUAUCUUUAAUAAGGUUGGAUGAAAUGGAUUGUAAUCUUAUUGCUACAUCUGUGAAGUUGUAAGAAGAACGGAAAAGUGAAUUGAAAACAUUAUACAGUUCKAUCUCUGCAGUCAUCUACCUAUGAUACCCGUAGCAUUGGUUUGGUAUCGGUAACUACCGGUAUGAACCCUUGGACAUACAGGUACCUCCAGCGCUCCCUCCUGCCUCACAUUCGGCCCCUGUCCCUGGUGAUCUACCCCAGGCCCCCUUGUAUCCACCCCAGGCUUCUGAACUUGCCCCAGUGUCUGUCCCUGGUGGGGCGAAGACCAGCUGAAGAGGGUGAUGUCCUUCCUGCCUCCAAGUGCUGAGCUGGUGGGCAACUCCCAACAAGAAUCAGCAGCAGUGGAUUGGCCAGACGCUGUUUACCAGGAGCCUCCUACGGCGCUCACAAUUCAUCACUGUCCUUUCCCUGCUAGACCGGGAUCUCAUGAUCUAUCAAUGCCUCAGGAUGCCACUGGUGAAGAAGUUCAGUGAUGUUACAGACUGUGAGAAGUUCUUCCUGAAUGGGUCAACUCCAAAUCUCCCGGGUAUUUUGGUUGAUGGGAUAGUCCAGAACCAGGGCCAGAACGAGGGCCGCUACAAGCCGAUCUGCCAGAAGUACAAGAAAAUCUACAGGUUUGCAACUCUCUACGACACGUUCAACAGGAUCCCUGUGUUCUCAGCCUACACCUUCACUGGUAAUUCAACGGAAGGCAGACCAAAUCAACCAUGGAUGAUCGAGCCUGAGCUCAACAUGGAAAACAACAACCAUGAAAUGCAGGUGGAUCAUCCAUACCAGGCUGUGAACUACGACUAUAGUAACUCAAUAAAAGAAAAAGAUGUCAACAGAGGUCACCUCUUCCCAAAUUCACAUGCUCAUUAUCUUGAUACUCAGAAGUCCACCUUUACCCUGACCAACAUCGUUCCCCAGGUGGUGUCCUUCAACAAUGGCAGCUGGAGCAAAAUGGAGGACUAUGUCAGAACGAAGUUUAAGACGGACUGUAAUAGUACCAACGGGAAUAUAGAAGCCUAUUUGGUGACUGGAGCGGUUCCCAGUAAGAGAAACACACUGAAAUACGAAGUGAACAUCCCAGAUCUCAUGUGGACAGCCUACUGCUGUUACAGCAGGGAGAAGAAAGAGUGGAUGGCCGAAGCACACUGGGGGAGCAACAAGAAGGUAAAGGGGAAAACAUUGAAACCAGAAACCUUGGGAGCACUCGAAAAGAUGUUGAAUAACAAGUUGAAGCAGCAUUACCCAGGUGGUGGUGUCCAGGUUUUCCCAAAGCAGUGUCCAAGAGGUUCUUCUCAGAAAGAGAGAGAGAGGGAGGUAGGAAGUGGGUAUGUUUGCAGGAAAAGGUAAAUGGAAUGUGAUGAGGAUUGUAAAUGUGUCUCUUUGUAGGUGUAUUUACACUGAGUGUACAAAACAUUAAGAACACCUGCUCUUUCCAUGACAUAGACUGACCAGGUGAAUCCAGGU